This is a messenger RNA of Chanos chanos (milkfish), 744 nucleotides long. It is a transcript of the gene hoxb4a, whose product is annotated as homeobox B4a. Gene Ontology annotation, biological process: anterior/posterior pattern specification; positive regulation of transcription by RNA polymerase II; embryonic skeletal system morphogenesis. The record is from RefSeq and is a predicted model, not a curated record. Bases 1 to 744 code for a protein of 247 amino acids. Gene Ontology annotation, molecular function: DNA-binding transcription factor activity, RNA polymerase II-specific; RNA polymerase II cis-regulatory region sequence-specific DNA binding. NCBI's taxonomy places the organism in Eukaryota, Metazoa, Chordata, Actinopteri, Gonorynchiformes, Chanidae. Gene Ontology annotation, cellular component: nucleoplasm; nucleus. The transcript is spliced from 2 exons.
AUGGCCAUGAGUUCCUAUUUGAUCAACUCCAACUAUGUGGACCCUAAGUUUCCACCCUGCGAGGAAUACUCACAGAACGACUACCUACCCAGUCAUUCUCCGGACUACUACAGCGCCCAGAGACAAGAGCCUACAUUUCAGCAUGAGUCGAUCUACCACCAGCGGUCGGGCUGCGCUGACUCGCCGUAUUCGUCGUGUCAGGGUCCGGGGCAGCCCGCCGUGGUCAUGUCUCCGCGAGGUCAUGUCCUACCUCCGGCCACAAUUUCGACCUCUAUUCCCGAACCUGGCCACCACUGCGACUCCGUAACUCCUAGUCCUCCGCCUGCUUGCGGCCAGACUCCCAUUAGCCAAAACACUUCUUCGGCCAGUUCACGCAAGGAUCCCGUGGUGUACCCCUGGAUGAAAAAAGUCCACGUAAACAUCGUGAGUCCAAACUAUUCUGGGGGCGAGCCCAAGCGCUCACGCACAGCUUACACUCGACAGCAAGUCUUGGAGCUGGAGAAGGAGUUCCACUACAACCGAUAUCUGACCCGAAGGCGCAGGGUGGAGAUCGCGCACACCCUGUGCCUAUCCGAACGCCAGAUUAAAAUCUGGUUCCAGAACCGACGUAUGAAGUGGAAAAAGGACCACAAGCUGCCCAACACCAAGAUACGCUCUAGUAACUCCACAAAUACAAAUUCGAGUGGCGGCCCGACGUUGGGCAGUGCUCAGAACCGGUCCAACGGGCCUCCGCCGAGUCUAUAG